UUUCCGAGACCAGUAACGUGCUGUGGUUCUUUUCUCACCCACAGGAUAUAAGCGCGAUGUUAACGAUGAUGGAUAUCCACCCGGGAGACACUGUCUUGGAAACUGGCAGCGGGUCUGGCGCUAUAAGCUUGUUUCUGUCGAGAGCGGUUGGGCCCAAAGGACGUGUUCUAAGUUAUGAAAUCAGAGAUGAUCAUCAUAAUUUAGCGAAGAAGAAUUACAGACACUGGCGAGCUGCCUGGGAAAUAGGGCAUUCGGAAGAGUGGCCAGACAACGUGGAUUUCAUUCUUCAAGACAUUUCAGCAGCUGCUGCAGAUAUGAAAUCUGUAACGCUUGAUGCGGUAGUUCUGGAUAUGCUUAACCCUCAGUCUGCUCUGCCUGUCGUAUAUCCCAGUCUGAAACAGGGUGGUGUGUGCGCUGUGUAUUUAGCAAACAUCACACAGGUUAUUGAACUUUUAGACAGAAUACGGACCUGGAAGCUCCCUUUUUUGUGUGAAAAGAUCAUUGAGGUAACUCAUAAAAAUUGGUUGGUACUCCCUGCUAAAACCAAGAAUGGCAAAUCAAGUCAGAUGUUGGAAACUCAGGAGAAUAUUGAAGAAGCACCUCAAAAGGAAUUCGAAGAUAUCCACAUUCAAGAUCAAGAAGUUCUUCAAGACAGUGAAUACAGUGAAUCCCUUUCUGACAAUGCUGAAACACACUGCUGGAGGCCUUAUGUUGCAAGACCAUCUUACUGGCAGGAUGCUCAUUCAGCAUUCCUUACCAAGCUGAGAAAGUUCCGGCCAUGGCUUGCGUGA
This is a messenger RNA of Eurypyga helias (sunbittern), 791 nucleotides long. RefSeq names its product tRNA methyltransferase 61 homolog B (S. cerevisiae) (gene TRMT61B). The annotation marks the transcript as partial. The record is from RefSeq and is a predicted model, not a curated record. The transcript has 6 exons. Lineage: Eukaryota; Metazoa; Chordata; Aves; Eurypygiformes; Eurypygidae. Gene Ontology annotation, biological process: tRNA methylation. Gene Ontology annotation, cellular component: tRNA (m1A) methyltransferase complex.